Molecule: messenger RNA, 3303 nt
Organism: Candida dubliniensis CD36
Lineage: Eukaryota; Fungi; Ascomycota; Pichiomycetes; Serinales; Debaryomycetaceae
Gene: MRR1
Product: Mrr1p
Exons: 1
Coding region: 1-3303 (1100 amino acids)
Biological process (GO): DNA-templated transcription; positive regulation of transcription by RNA polymerase II
Cellular component (GO): nucleus
Molecular function (GO): DNA binding; zinc ion binding; DNA-binding transcription factor activity, RNA polymerase II-specific
Source: RefSeq, a predicted model, not a curated record
AUGUCAGUUGCCACUCCCACAGAAAUACCUAAAAGUAAUGAAACACAAGUUAGGAAAAGAAGAAAAGUCAGUACCGUGUGCACAAACUGUAAAAAACGAAAGAUAAGAUGUGAUCGUCAACAUCCAUGUAAGAAUUGUAUUAAAAGCAAAAAACAUAGUGCCUGUGUUUACGAUGACGGACAAGUUAGUCCUGCAAAUCUCCCGACAAAUGGAUCAUCACACGGAAUAAUUGUCCCAGAAUCCCGACCAUAUGAAGAUAGUGCAAAAAUCCCCAUCAGGUUUAAUAACGAGGUUUCUCGAAAGAAACUGAAGCCGGUAACACCAAAUAAUGAACAUAAAACUACAAAGAAAUCACGUGAUAAAACCAAGGUCAGUAAUCCACAAACAGCCUCUGAAAAUGAAGUCACUAUAUCGUUAAGUGAAUUGAAUAUGUUAAAGCAAAGACUACAGAACAUAGAAGCCAAUAUCAAUGCUCAAGCCAACAACCCCUCUUUUGUUCCACCGAGCUCACCCUAUCCCACUCAACCAAACAUCUUGCCGCCACCAGUUCUGUUCAGUUCUUGGAGUCCUAAACAAAGUAAUGAUAGGAUUAUGUUUAACCCUCAACAGAGGUUGACUACUAAUUACAAUGUAUCCAACACAAGAGGGCAAUCUCCUUCUAUUCAACUACCUCCACUUUCUUUUAAAGAUACCCCACGGGGAAGUAUAGAUUCAGUUCGCUUAUAUAGUGAGAUGUCACCACCACGAAGCGAUUUGAUUGAGUCAAGUUUGACUUCUCCAGAGUCAAUUCAAUUGCCUGUUUCUGGUGAUAUUGUGGGGGUUAACCCUUAUUUGAACGAGACAGAGACCAUCAAUUUUUAUGAUGGCUACACAUCCAUUUGUGUUCGGGAUUUUCGAAGAGUCAACCAUGGACCUUUUGCAUGGUCUUCAUUGAUGAGGAAAGAUAAAGCUUUGAGUUCAUUAUGGAAUCACAUACUCAAGAAGAAAGAGAAAAAGAAUGAGGAAUCACAAACGUUUGUCUUUGGUCAAGAUAUGCAUGAAAUAUCACAAGAAAACACUCAGUUGGUGGCAAGCGAAUCUAAUGAAUCAGAAACAAAGUUCAAAAAGAAAACACUAGAAACUUUUGGUUUCAGUGAUGUUGUUCCUUAUGACAUAUUGAAAAAGAAACUUCAAACUCAAAUUAACAAAACAACAUUGCCUUUGGGAUUAACUUUAUAUGAAGAGCAAGUGAACAUGGAAUUGCAGUUGGUUGACAGAAUUCAUCAGCAAUUGCCGAAAAAGAAAGUUUUAUGGAAAUUGAUUGACAGGUUUUUCAGUUUGCUUUACCCAUUCAUGCCAUUCUUGGAUGAGAUUGAUUUCAGACAAAGCGUUACUAAGAUCAUAGGCGAGAAAGAAUAUAAAGAUGAAAAAAUAAAAGAGUUAAAGGUAGAAAAACGAUUGGAUUUGGCAGUGAUUGGUGUUUUGCUUAUUAUACUUCGUAUGAGUUAUUUGUCCUUAUUUUGUAACAAAGAAAGUGUAAAUGAAAUGAGAUUGAAAACCACUGAUCCAUCUCCUGAAGCACAAGAAAUGAAAUACUUACUUCAAAACCCAAUAGGCAUAUCAUUGAUUGAUUCAGCUCAAAACUGUUUACAGUACUUUGAUAUUUUUAGAAAAACUUCCAUGCCUGUUUUACAAUGUGCUUAUUUUCUUCAGCUUUACCAUAUAUUUGCCCCUGAAGAUGGAGAUGAUGGAGAUGGUGCAGACACCUAUGCUCUCAACUCCAUGAUCGUGAGAAUGGCUUAUUCUAUGGGACUAAAUAGAGAGCCAGACAAUUUUAAGGACGUUUUAAAUGACAAAAGACAAAACCAUUUGGGGAGAAAAAUAUGGCAUUUUUUGGUUAUUGGAGAUGUACAUAAUUCUUAUGCUUUUGGAACUCCUAAACUAAUCAGUGAUGAUUUUUAUGAUACAAAGAUUCCCUUUAUUGAAGAAGGCAAUGAAAACUUAAUUGAUAAGAGUUUGGAUCAAUAUGUAACCAGACUGGUAUUCCCCGGGUAUCUGGUUUACAAUUCAGUAGAUCAAAUUUUAAAAUUGAUUCUUAGUGUAUCAGGACGACUGAAGGUAUCAGAGAUUUGCAAAUUAUUGAACCAAUUCGAGAUUGGUAUAGCUGAGCAAUAUGGAACUUUGAGUAAUUGUUUAGAGCCCAAGGAGAAUUUAAUUCAUAUUUUUGCUCGUAACAUGCCGGUAAAAAUGUACAUUUCAUUAAAAUCUUUUUUGGUGUCAGUAUACUUUCAUUUGUUUUUAUACUAUGAACACAAAAAUGACUCUUUGUCGUUCUUUUAUUUGAGAAAAAUUCUUAAAACAGGAGCUGGUGAUAUAAUGCCACAUUAUUUUGAAUUAUUGGGGAAUAGUGAAGUUGUUUGUGACAUGGUGAUCAAUCCGAAGUUAAUUCAAAUCAUCCACAAAGCUAACCAGAUUAAUAUCGCUCUUAUUAUUCGGGUCAAUAUGAGCAUUUACAGAAUGAAGUCUCUGAAGCUUCAUGCUGAAAAUUGUAAAAAUGAUGAUUUUUACUAUUCGUAUUACAAGGAAUUAUGCAAGUUUUCCUCCUGUUUGACAAGAUGUGCUGAGGUUGGAAUCGCAGCUGUGUCAAAAUUAAGUACCAGGUAUUAUUAUGCAUGGAAGAUUACAAAGGGUCAUAACUUUUUGUUGAAAACUAUUACUUCUAUGGAAUUCUAUGAAAAAGAAGUAAUGAAUUCUCAAGACAUUACAUUGCCAAAGUACAAGUUGGAGCAAAUUGUCGAUUUGGAAAGUAUAUGUGAGGUGGCAUUGAAUAAAUUGGGUAAAACACAAGUUAUGGGUGAUGAAUUUUGUUCAAAUGUUAAUUAUAGAAAGUAUAAGGGUGACCAGACGUAUUCAACUUCUUCCGAGUCUAGCUCUACACCUAAUAAGGACUCUCCAUUAGACUCUAGAAAAUAUACCAAUGAUUUUGGUUUGGAUUUAGUGAAUAAUCAAGAGAUUGACAAAAUCUGGUUGCAAAUGUUAUCUAUGAAGAACGAUCAAGCCCAACUGCAGAGACAACAGGAACUGCAACUGAUGGCGGCUUCGCAGUUGCAAUCAAAAUCGCCGUUUGCCUCAGCACACCAAAGUUACAUGCCACGACCAGAACUGAGGAGAGGUAGCUACUAUGGUAAUUCACCUUUUACUUUGGAUAACUUUAAUUUUGAUGGAUUCGGUGGACAAAGUAGAAGUUCUAACAAUGGAGAAGUUGAUCUCAGUUCGUUUGAUUUCUUUACCGAUUUGCCAUUUGAUCAACUUUUUACCAAUUGA